UGUCGUCACAGCACGAUCAUAUUUUUUCACCCUUCACUUCUCCUUUUACACAAAUAGUACCGGACAUCCGUGUUACAGCCUUAUCUUGGCCACCUCAAGGAUAAUCACCAAAUUCUGCCUAAAGGACUGAGGAACGGUGCCUGGAACAGGGCAAGAAUAUCACAGCAUGGGCAUGAGUAGCUUGAAACUGCUGAAGUAUGUCCUGUUUUUCUUCAACUUGCUCUUUUGGAUCUGUGGCUGCUGCCUUUUGGGCUUUGGGAUCUACCUGCUGGUCCACAACAACUUCGGAGUGCUCUUCCAUAACCUCCCCUCCCUCACGCUGGGCAAUGUGUUCAUCACCGUGGGCUCCAUUAUCAUGGUAGUUGCCUUCCUGGGCUGCAUGGGCUCUAUCAAGGAAAACAAGUGUCUGCUUAUGUCGUUCUUCAUCUUGCUGCUGAUUAUCCUCCUUGCUGAGGUGAUCUUGGCCAUCCUGCUCUUUGUAUAUGAACAGAAGCUGAAUGAGUAUGUGGCUCAGGGUCUCACCGACAGCAUCGACCGUUACCACCUGGACAAUAGUACCAAGGCAGCAUGGGAUUCCAUCCAGUCAUUUCUGCAGUGCUGUGGUAUAAAUGGCACGCGUGAUUGGACCAGUGGCCCACCAGCAUCAUGCCCCUCAGAUCCAAAAGUGGAGGGUUGCUAUGCAAAAGCCAAACUGUGGUUUCACUCCAAUUUCCUGUAUAUCGGAAUCAUUACCAUCUGUGUAUGUGUGAUCGAGGUGUUGGGGAUGUCCUUUGCACUGACCCUGAACUGCCAGAUUGAUAAAACCAGCCAGAGCCUAGGGCUAUGAUCUGCAAUUGCCCCGUGUUGGAGAGACGUGUUUCAUCUCUGGAAAUGCAAAAACAUUUAUAGCAUGAAGCCCUAAAUGAUCUCCUGCUGGAUUGUCCUCCUCCCAUCCUGUCCCUUUUUAGGUCCCUGUCUUAUAAAACCAGAGAAGAGGGCAUUUGCCAGGCACAUCCCAUCUCAGGCAGCAAGACAAUCUUUCACCCACUGAUGGCAGCAGCCAUGUCUCUCAAAGUGGUGAGACUAGUAUCUGAGCAUUUUUUAGACAUGGGAGGCAAAGAGAAACUGGAACUAAUAGCACAAGGUCAAAGGAUGAACCCAGGACAUGAAUUUUUACAUUGUCCAAUUAUUCUCCAGCCUUUAAAUCAUGCCCAGUCUUCUCCCCAAAGUCAAGGAAGAGACAAGUUGAAGAGAGUUCUGGGGCCAGGCUCACUGGACCACCAUUGUCAAAACUCUCUGUUUCUGCGUGACUGAGAGCUGUGGCUACAGGAAUUAUCUUGCCCUUUCUCCAAAGGGCAAGAUCUCAUUUCAAUUUCUUUAAUAGAGGGCCUUAUUGAUGUUUUCAGAGAAAAAAAAAAACUAUCCAGUGAUUUAUAUCCUGACUUCAACCAGUCACUUAGCUGAUAAUCACAGUAAGAAGACUUCUGGUAUAAUCUCUAUCAGAUAAGAUUUUGUUAAUGUACUGUUUUACUUUUCAAUAAAUAAAACAUUAUCUCAAUCACAA
Molecule: messenger RNA, 1543 nt
Organism: Callithrix jacchus (white-tufted-ear marmoset)
Lineage: Eukaryota; Metazoa; Chordata; Mammalia; Primates; Cebidae
Gene: CD53
Product: CD53 molecule
Cellular component (GO): plasma membrane
Source: RefSeq, a predicted model, not a curated record